Messenger RNA from Rattus rattus (black rat), 1518 nucleotides. RefSeq names its product mucin like 3 (gene Mucl3). The coding region runs from base 1 to 1518 and encodes 505 amino acids. Lineage: Eukaryota; Metazoa; Chordata; Mammalia; Rodentia; Muridae. The record is from RefSeq and is a predicted model, not a curated record. The transcript is spliced from 3 exons.
AUGGCUCAGAUGACCAGUGGCCUCUAUCCUAUGUUUGGCUUCUUCAUCUGCCUCCUCUUCCUUCCGGCUUCUUGGGAGGCAGGUGCUAACACAUUUCAAGAACUUCAAAAGACUGGCGAACCUUCAAUAUCCGAUCAUUUACUCCCUCUUACUCCAGGUCUUACUCGCAGAGCUCUUUCUGACCACAAAAACUCAGGGCAGCAUCCUCCAGAUCUCCCCAAGUCUACAGCAACCCAGAAGCCCAAAAGACAGUGCAAAACGGUCCGCCUUGUCAAACCAGUGCACAAACCUAUAGACGACGCCAAAGCCGCAGACAACGGAAACACCACUGUCGGUCAUGAACCAUUUCCCGCUUCAGAGAAGGACCUCAGCAGCCAGGGAAAACAUCCGAUGGCCCGGAACGAACGCUCAGCUGAUGACCAUGGAUCCACGAACUCAGAGAAGAUAUCAGAUGGAGGACAUUCGACCUCAGCACCCAUGAGAAGAACAUCCUGUAAGCCUGUAAGGAGGACAUCAGGUACACCAGUGAGUUCCACGGAGACCAGCACCAAAUUAAGGACAACCUCACGGAAGCCCGAAACUUCUUCCCAUGACUCAGAUCUCAUUAGAAAAAGCACUUCUUUGCCAGUGAAGUCCACGGGAGUCUCAAGGACCUCAUACAGGACUCCAAGAUCACCAGGAGCUGAACGCCACACAAUUCCAUUUACCUCAGACAAGUCUGUCCGGUUGACUACAGAACACACCAAAGAGGCCACAUCAGAUAGGGAAAAGCUAUAUCCCCCAUCGGCCACAACAUCCCAGUCAAUGCCCACUAAAUAUGAAAGAGAGACCAGGCCAGCUAGUGAGAGUACUUCAAUAGCCCACGUGCCUCCUGUAGAAAACCAUACCCCAUCAGCUGGUGAAACUACGACACAGGUCUCAGCAAAGUCCACAAAACACACAGAAGAGGCCACCACAUCAACCACCGAGAAAGCCACAACAGCCCCAGAGAAACCCACAGUAUUCCAGAGGAAAACUAUGCUGACCACUCAGACACUAAAAGCCACCGGAACCCCAGAGAAAACAACAGUAAACUUGAACACCACAGGAUUCGUCAAGGCCAUGGAAAACACGUCUACUGCUCCCUCUCCUCACCUCCAUAAAACCGAGACCGCACACCAAGGAAUCACUGGCUCUUUGACAUCCAGAAUGGACCUGAGACCCAUCACUUCAGAAGCUCACCACCUCCAGCAGAACACCCACAGCUUACCUGGAGGCCUCCACUCUGUUCAAGAGAGGGAGGGAAGUAAUUCUUUCCCUGCGUGGGCUAUAGUUGUUGUGAUCCUCAUGGCUGUGAUUAUUCUGCUGAUUUUCCUUGGUCUGAUCUUUUUGGUCUCCUGUGCAUCAAGAGCACGACACCAACUGACGCAGAACUCAGAGGAUGCAGAGCCCGAGGACAAAGGGGGCCGCAAUUCCUACCCAGUCUACCUGAUGGAGCAACAGAAUUUGAAUCUAAACCAGAUCCCUUCCCCACCAUGA